UAGCUUUCGUCCUCGGAAUAUACUGAUAAAUGUGCAUACAUGGAUACAUGUACUAUGUCACCCACACGACUGAUCGAUCCGCCAGCAAUUCGUGGUAAUCGACUAGGGACAAACGGAGGACAGACUAUGCUCUCUAUGUUCUGUUGGGUUCGAGCUACGAACGUAAUAUUGCUUCAAUAACUCUCCACAGCUUCGCCCAGAUAAAUAGCGACCCCGUUCUUGCAUUCGAGUGAGAUGAUGGGUUGCACCUUCCGCUCUCACGCCGAUGUCGAGACUUUUCUCUCACCUAACAAACCAGCAGCCCGCCAAAGCCGUUUGCGCGUAGCCCAUGAAGUCAAACUCACUUUUAUUCUAUUUACUCCGCAUCUUCUGAACCAACUUUUUCCUUCAGUCCACUCUCGUCUUCCAGCGGCUCGCUCGUCCACAAGGAUAAGCAGUAACAAGCAAACAUGACAACCGCGAACACGGAGCGGCCAGAGGAUGUACUGGCUCCAAAUGGAGUCUCUAGCAGUACUGGGGUCACUCUUCCUGGCACCGGUGCAGAUGAAGACCAUCCCCAAGGUGCAGUUAUCCGCCAACAGGUUGAGUAUUACUUUUCCGACGAGAAUCUUCCUACGGAUCUCUACCUGUUGCAAAGUUGUGGCGGGCGCGAGAACCUCCCUGUCAAGAUCAAAAGCAUCUGCGGCUUCAAGAAGAUGAGGAGCUACAAACCUCGGGGCCUCGUCGUUGCAGCUCUCCGCAAGAGCCCGUUCCUCGAAGUUUCCGCCGAUGGUAAGACUAUCAAGCGCAAGAUACCUCUCCAAGGGAAGUGUGUCCUCGAUCCAGACUUCCAUGACGAUGACGAUAUUGCCUACGACCCGCGUACGGCCAAGCCACCUGUGAACCCAGUUACAAUGCUCCCACAGACGAAGGCAAAACUUCCACCAGGUAUGAGCAAGAACAUGUUGAAGCCCACCGGAUUUGAGAAGGCGUAUGUUGAGGCGCCCCAAACUCCCCAAGAAGCUGCCGAAGAGGAGGCCUUGUAUGACCCGGACAAGCCCUUCCUCGAGCGCAUCGAGAUUGCGAUCCAGCGCUUCAAGCAGAAGCGACGCAUGCACGAGAUGUAUGCCCAUGUCUUUGAUAAGCUAAUGCGUUUUGGAGGUGUCGAGUCCGGACCACGCAUGUAUCAGGGACUCUCUAAGCAGGAGAUGGCUGACAUGGAUGCGGAGGAGCUUGUUAGGGCGCUCGCGACUCACAACGUACCUUGGGAUCGUGCAGAUGAGAAACAGUGGGUUGUCGACUUCGUCGGUGUUGCCAAAGCCUUCCUCUCGUCGUGGUACCCUGCUCACUACGGUUACGCAUCCAACGCGAUCAAGAACGCUUGCCAAGUUCCCCGCUCUUUCUACAAUUACCUGCUGUAUCAUAGCGUCUGCCCCGAGUACGCCGGUCAACUCGAAGUCGCUCGCAAAUUCUGUGACACCGCUGAGCAAGAGUUACCUAAGGUCCACGCGGUCGGUCUCGUACUCCCCGGAGACUUCAACAAGUCUGCAAGCGCCAUCUUCGGUGGUGCACAAGCUGGAUUGUAUACGGCCGACAAAUCCUGGGCUGAGGAGUUAAAGAAAGAGGGCAUUAACCUCGAGGAGAUUGGCAUCCGAGAUGAAGAGGCGAAGAUCAAGUUCACUACAGGAGUGGCCAUCAUGGGAUCCGAUGAGCAAUAUGAGAUGGUAGAGAGCUUCAAGGUCCUCAAAACCGAAUCCGUGGGUCUUGAGGUUAUCGCCAUCCACCCUCCUGAUGAUCUCACGAAGACAUCCUACGCUCAGCUAGGCAAGGCUCUACAGCACAAACUCAAACGGCUCGAGCCACUCGGCAAACUCGUUUGCAAGGCCUGGUACGCCGAAGAUUGUGACGAGUGGGAUCUUCCCAGUGACAAGCUCAAGUACCCAGAUGGCAAGCCGGGCAAAGCUGACGACGGUAGGGAAUACUGUUUCUGGCUCGAGGGGAGCGUAUUAGAAGUGUGCUUCGUAGGCAUGAAGAUGGAUGCUAAGGUCCUCACGCUUGAAGGUGGCCUGACUAUCCUCGACAACAUUACAGAAGUGAUGUGUAGCUUCUUCACGUGGACUGCUAAUGAGCUCUGGAUGGAGAGGAAGCCAAAGGAGGUGAGGUGGCUGAAGAAAGGUAUGGGCACAGAUGAGGAGGAAAAGGAAGAAGGCAAGAUGGAUGGGAAGAAGCAGGACACCACGGACAAAGGUGCUGCCUCUGAUGACGAGUUUGACGACGAGUGAGAAGAGAUGAGCCAAGAGUGAGCCAGCGCAUCUGCGACUAAACGGCACUCAAAAUACUGCUCUGUUCGGAUCGGACGGCACCAGCAUAGGCUAGGUUCUGACAUGAAUGCGAUUUGUCCGAUUUAUUAGACUCUUGGGACACAAGUUCCGAGACAGGAGAAUGAUCAUCGUAGUGGCACGCUGCAGUCUAGUUCCAAGAAGCGACCAGAAACAAUCUACCCG
Cucurbitaria berberidis CBS 394.84 is the source of this 2483-nucleotide messenger RNA. RefSeq lists its product as uncharacterized. NCBI's taxonomy places the organism in Eukaryota, Fungi, Ascomycota, Dothideomycetes, Pleosporales, Cucurbitariaceae. The coding region runs from base 450 to 2261 and encodes 603 amino acids. Gene Ontology annotation, biological process: regulatory ncRNA-mediated gene silencing; RNA processing. The transcript is spliced from 3 exons. Gene Ontology annotation, cellular component: nucleus; ARC complex. The record is from RefSeq and is a predicted model, not a curated record. Gene Ontology annotation, molecular function: mRNA binding.